Molecule: messenger RNA, 5027 nt
Organism: Cinclus cinclus
Lineage: Eukaryota; Metazoa; Chordata; Aves; Passeriformes; Cinclidae
Gene: EPRS1
Product: glutamyl-prolyl-tRNA synthetase 1
Exons: 33
Coding region: 11-4816 (1601 amino acids)
Biological process (GO): glutamyl-tRNA aminoacylation; translation; prolyl-tRNA aminoacylation
Cellular component (GO): cytoplasm; aminoacyl-tRNA synthetase multienzyme complex
Molecular function (GO): ATP binding; proline-tRNA ligase activity; glutamate-tRNA ligase activity
Source: RefSeq, a predicted model, not a curated record
GGCGGCGGGAAUGGCGGCGCUGAGCCUCACCGUGGACGCGGGCAGUCCCCCGCUCGGAGCUCUGCUGACAGUGGAGCAUGUGAAGGAUGAUGUUCAAAUUUCAGUGCAAGAAGGAAAAGAAACCAUUCUCUCUGUAUCUGAGCAGGUUUCAUUUACUGAUGUGAAUUCCAUAGCUCGGUACCUGGCUCGAGUUGCUGCCUCUGCUGGCUUGUAUGGCUCAAAUCUGUUGGAACACACUGAGAUUGACCAUUGGCUGGAGUUCAGUGCUACAAAAUUAUCCACUGCCAGCCAGUUCCCUUCAGCCAUCCAAGAACUCAACCACUGUCUGUCUCUGAGGACGUACUUGGUGGGAAACUCUCUGAGUCUCGCAGACUUGUGUGUCUGGGCUGUACUAAAAGAUAAUAGCAUCUGGCAGGAGCAGUUAGAACAAAACAAAGCUCCUGUGCAUGCAAAGCGAUGGUACAGCUUCCUUGAGGUACAGCGUGCUUUCCAGUCAGUAGGAGCCAAGUGGGCUGCUGGUACACCAAAGGUUAAAAUGGCAACAGAAAAAGAAAAGAAAGCGGAUGUCGGGAAGUUUGUUGAACUUCCUGGAGCAGAGAUGGGAAAGGUCAUUGUGAGGUUUCCUCCUGAAGCAAGUGGAUACCUGCAUAUUGGUCAUGCCAAAGCUGCCCUGUUAAAUCAGCACUACCAAGUUAACUUUAAAGGAAAACUUAUUAUGAGAUUUGAUGACACAAAUCCAGAAAAGGAGAAGGAAGACUUUGAAAAGGUUAUUCUUGAAGAUGUUGCCAUGCUGCACAUCAAACCAGAUCAAUUUACAUAUACCUCAGAUCACUUUGAAACAAUAAUGAAAUAUGCUGAGAAGCUUAUUCAAGAAGGGAAAGCGUAUGUGGAUGAUACUCCUGCAGAACAAAUGAAAGCAGAGCGUGAGCAAAGAGUGGAAUCUAAACACAGAAAUAACUGUGUUAAUAAGAAUCUCCAAAUGUGGGAAGAAAUGAAAAAGGGAACAGAAUAUGGACAAACUUGUUGCCUACGAGCAAAAAUAGAUAUGAGUAGUAAUAAUGGAUGUAUGAGGGAUCCAACUCUUUAUCGUUGUAAAAACCAGCCUCACCCUCGGACUGGAAAUACCUACAAGGUUUAUCCCACGUAUGACUUUGCCUGCCCCAUUGUUGAUAGUAUUGAAGGUGUCACACACGCACUGAGAACAACUGAAUACCAUGACAGAGAUGAACAAUUCUACUGGAUUAUUGAGGCUCUGGGCAUAAGGAAACCAUAUAUAUGGGAGUAUAGCAGGCUAAACCUCAACAACACUGUGCUCUCCAAGAGAAAGCUCACGUGGUUUGUCAACGAAGGCCUUGUGGAUGGAUGGGAUGACCCAAGAUUUCCCACUGUGCGUGGUGUCCUGAGAAGAGGCAUGACAGUUGAAGGGCUAAAACAGUUUAUUGCUGCUCAGGGCUCCUCUCGAUCUGUUGUGAAUAUGGAGUGGGAUAAAAUCUGGUCCUUUAACAAAAAGGUUAUAGACCCAGUAGCACCUCGGUACACUGCUUUACUGAAAGAUGCAGUCGUCCCAGUAAAUAUUCCUGGAGCUCAAGAGGAGAUGAAAGAAGUGGCUAAACAUCCAAAGAAUGCUGACGUUGGGUUGAAGCCUGUGUGGUACAGCUCCAGAGUCCUCAUCGAGGGCGCAGAUGCAGAGACCCUGGCGGAGGGAGAGGUGGUUACCUUCAUAAACUGGGGCAAUGUCGUCAUCACCAAAAUAAGCAGAAAUUCAAGUGGAAAAAUUGUGUCCAUCGAUGCCAAGUUGAACUUAGAUAAUAAGGACUUCAAAAAAACUACUAAGAUCACUUGGCUGGCAGAAACUCCACAUGCACCCCUCAUCCCAACUGUCUGUGUUAAUUAUGAGCAUCUGAUCACUAAGCCAGUUCUAGGUAAAGAUGAAGACUUCAAGCAGUAUAUCAACCGAAAUAGCAAGCAAGAAGAGCUGAUGCUGGGUGAUCCGUGCCUUAAGGAGUUAAAAAAAGGAGACAUCAUACAACUUCAGAGGAGAGGAUUUUUUAUUUGUGAUCAGCCCUAUGAGCCAGUGAGCCCUUACAGCUGUAAAGAUGCCCCGUGCAUUUUGAUUUACAUCCCUGAUGGACACACUAAAGAAAUGCCAACAUCUGGGUCAAAAGAGAAGGCCAAAGCUGAAACUGCAAAGAAAGAGGCUAGUUCAGCUGUAAAAGGAAAAUCUGCUCCAGUUGUUGGUCAUGCCUCUACUCCAGCCUGUACUGUAUCUGAAGGUCACCUGAUCAUCUACAACAAGGUGGCUGCACAGGGUGAUGUAGUUCGUGACUUGAAGGCUAAGAAGGCAGCAAAGGAAGAUAUUGAUAAAGCUGUGAAACAGCUGCUGGCCUUGAAAGCAGAAUACAAAGAGAAGACAGGCCAGGAGUAUAAGCCAGGAAAUCCUCCAGUAUCUGGAACUGCACAGUCAUCAAAGCUUGAGACCUCUGGUACCCUGGACAGUAAAGCUCUGUAUGAUAAAGUAGCAGAACAAGGAGAAGUAGUCAGAAAACUGAAAGCUGAGAAAGCAUCUAAGGAACAAGUAGAUGAGGCUGUGAAAAUUCUUUUAAGCCUAAAAGCAGACUAUAAACAAAAGACAGGUCAAGAGUACAAGCCUGGAAAUCCACCCUCAACCCCGCCUUGUCUAUCUUCUACUGCACUUCCAUCUCCUGUCUGCUGCAGUAACUUUGAAAGCUGUAGCUUAGUGAAUGGCAAAGCACUUUAUGACACUGUAGCUGAGCAAGGGGAAGCGGUACGCAGACUCAAGGCAGAGAAAGCUUCCAAGGAUCAAAUAGAUGAAGCAGUAAAACUCCUCCUUUCUCUAAAAGCUGACUACAAGGAGAAGACUGGGCAGGAGUACAAGCCAGGACACCCACCAGCAGCUCAGGAGGCUUUGCCUCAGACAUCAAACACAGUACCCAGUGGUCCAGACACUCCUGAAGCUAAAGCCCUGUUUAGCAAAGUAGCUCUUCAAGGAGAUGAAGUUAGGAAAUUAAAAGCAGAAAAAGCAGACAAGGAAAAGAUAGAUGUGGCUGUUAAAGAACUUCUUCAGUUGAAGGCCCAGUAUAAGUCUGUUGCAGGAGUUGACUAUAAACCAGUAUCUGCUAGUGGUGUAGAUGACAAAGACAAAAAGAAGAAAGAAAAGGAGAACAAAUCUGAAAAGCAGAGUAAGCAACAGAAGCAAAGUGAUGGCCCCAAAAAAGAACCUUUGCAAGGACAGAGUGGUAAUGAGCGCUCCUCAGACGGAUCAGGAGAGGGCCAAGGCCCUAAGAAACAAACCAGGCUGGGUCUAGAAGCUAAAAAAGAAGAAAAUCUUUCAGAAUGGUUCUCUCAGGUGAUCACAAAAUCAGAGAUGAUUGAAUACUAUGAUGUGAGUGGCUGUUACAUUCUUCGUCCUUGGGCUCACGCUAUUUGGGAAGCCAUCAAAGACUUCUUUGAUGCAGAGAUCAAGAAACUUGGAGUGGAAAACUGCUACUUCCCCAUGUUUGUGUCCCAGGCUGCCUUAGAGACAGAGAAGUCUCAUAUUGCUGACUUUGCUCCUGAGGUUGCUUGGGUCACAAGAUCUGGAAAAACAGAACUGGCUGAACCAAUUGCUAUACGUCCCACAAGUGAAACAGUCAUGUAUCCUUCCUAUGCAAAGUGGGUGCAGUCACACAGGGAUCUUCCUAUCAAGCUUAAUCAAUGGUGCAGUGUUGUGCGCUGGGAGUUCAAACAUCCCCAGCCUUUCCUUCGCACUCGUGAGUUCCUUUGGCAAGAAGGACACACAGCAUUUGCAACAUAUGAAGAGGCAGCAGAGGAGGUGCUGCAGAUACUUGAUCUCUAUGCUCAGGUGUAUGAAAAUCUCUUGGCAAUACCUGUUGUGAAAGGAAGGAAGACAGAGAAGGAGAAGUUUGCUGGGGGGGAUUAUACAACCACUUUAGAGGCAUUUAUAUCUGCCAGUGGAAGAGCUAUCCAGGGAGCAACAUCACACCAUCUAGGGCAGAAUUUCUCAAAGAUGUUUGAAAUUGUGUUUGAAGAUCCCAAGAAGCCAGGAGAAAAACAGUUUGCUUAUCAGAAUUCCUGGGGCAUUACAACUCGGACUAUUGGUGUAAUGACAAUGAUUCAUGGAGAUAACAUGGGAUUGGUACUCCCACCUCGUGUAGCCUGUAUUCAGGUUGUAAUUAUUCCCUGUGGUAUCACAAACUCCCUUUCUGAAGAGGACAGAGAGGCUCUGUUGAAGAAAUGUAAUGAAUAUCGUAGCAGGCUGCUUGCUGUCAACAUCCGUGUCCGGGCUGAUUUAAGAGACAACUACUCACCCGGCUGGAAGUUCAACCACUGGGAACUUAAGGGUGUCCCAGUCAGGGUUGAAGUGGGACCACGAGACAUGAAGAGCCAACAGUUUGUAGCUGUUAGGAGAGACACAGGGCAGAAGCUGACAUUGUCUGAACAUGAAGCAGAAGAGAAACUUAAGCAGGUCUUGGAGGAGAUCCAUGCAAACCUUUACAGCAGAGCAUCUGAGGACCUAAAAAGUCAUAUGGUGGUGGCCAGUAAUAUGGAAGACUUUCAAAAAGAGCUUGAUUCAGGAAAGAUUGUACAAAUCCCUUUCUGUGGGGAAAUUGAGUGUGAGGAUUGGAUCAAGAAGACCACUGCCAGGGAUCAAGAUCUUGAGCCUGGUGCCCCAUCCAUGGGAGCAAAAAGCCUCUGCAUACCUUUCCAGCCUCUCCGUGAACUCCAGCCUGGAGCAAGAUGUGUGUGUGGCAAAAACCCUGCCAAGUUCUAUACCCUCUUUGGUCGUAGCUACUAAAUCACUAGUGAAAGAGCCUUCUCCUUUAUCUGUGAAUUGAACUUUUUUAAAUAGACUGAAAUAGCCCCUUAAACUUCAAUCGGUUUUGUGACCUUUUUAAAUAAUUCAAAGACAAAGCCAUAAACCAUAACCCGGCUCCCCAGUGGUCAGUCUUAGGCUAGCAGUAAUUCACAGACUUUUCUGUAAACAUCUCCAAUAAUAAAGAUGUAUU